CCUGAGAAAAACAGAGACGGCUCUUACUACAUGUCAAUAAGCUACUUAAGCCUACUGUUCUGAACGAUAUCGAGACUUUCUCAUGUCAGAUCAACCACCGCAACCAAAGCCAAAGCCUGGUUCCCUGCGCGACCGAAUCGCUGCUUUCGAGAAAUCGACACCAUCUAAUGCUCCUCCGCCUGUUGCCCCUCGUCCAAAACCAGGUGGCCAUGUUUCGUGGAAACCAAAGCAACCAACUCCACCGGACUCCCCAGCCGCACCCGCAGAUGAAUCUUCCGUUAAUCGGCCACAGAAACCCGGCGGAGGAAUGUCUGCAUCAGAUGCAAAGGAAAGUAUAGGCAAGGGUGGUAGUUUGAAGGAAAGAAUGGCUGCCUUGCAGGGCAAAGGUGCUUUCGGUGCUCCUUCGCCACCUGUUGCGCCAAAGCCAGCCGUGGAGAAGCCUAAAUGGAAACCCCCUCCACCUGUAGCCUCGCCUCCCGAGGAAGAAGAAGAGAUAGAGACUGCUUCCGAUAAAGCCAAAGAUGCAUCUCCACCAUCCGUGCCAGCCAAAUCGCCUGUAUCUGAGUCAAACAAAGCUUUGGGCGAGCCUGAUUCGCUCGAAGUGGAAGCACAAUCCCAUAUCGAAACCGAAGGAGGGGGAGAAGAAGAAGUUGAUCCCGAGGAAGAAGAAAGACAGAGACGCGCUACGCUUGCCGCUCGGAUGGCUCGCCUUGGUGGCGCUCGAGUUGGAAUGGGUCCUCCUGUAUUUGGCGGGCCUGCAUACAAGAAACCCCAGCCCAAGCCUGAACCCAAAUCUGAGGUCCCAUCGAAGGAAGAUGUAUCCGAACCUGUUAAAUCGGAGGUCGUUGAAACAGGAAGUAAAGAACCAUCUCUCAAAUCACCUUCUGCUCCCGAAGUAGAAGAGAACUCAGACGAAGGAACUAAGAAAGAUUACUUUGACGUUGAGCGUAAGGCAUCCGAUGCGUCUCUACUGUCUCCAGACCCUACUCCGUUGGUUUCCACUUCCCCUCGUACACCUAGUUCUAUGCCUGUUCCUGCUGCUCCUCGUCGGGCUGUGCCUCCCCGACGAAAAGCCAAGUCUCCUGCACCGCCGCCACGAGCAGAAGAACAAGAACUUAGCGUCGAUCCCUCUAUUGAGCACACUAAGAAUGAAUUGGACGUACAGAUCUUGCCUAGUGCCGACACUGAAGAGCUCGAUACAGCCAAGAAAAUUCUCGACCAUACCGCUCCAUUGGUCGAUGAUGUCCCUCCAGAGCCGCUAGUAUCUGAGGAGCCAGCCAUGGUGGUGCCUGUGGAAGAGACGCCUAUUCCUACAGCAAAGACGGAGGUCGGGGAGUCAGAUGUUGUCCAGGCGAUCCAAUCGGCUUCUGAAUCCCUCGUAGAAGAACCAGAACCUACCCACGCUGAAAUCGAGGAAGAAGAUGAGGCCUCGCGUCGUAAACGCGUAGCCGAACGUCUUGCGAAGUCUGGUGGUGUGAGUCCGUUUGCGCUACCGCCUCAACGCAGACCAUCUCUGCCCGUAACUCACGAAGAAUCAUCACCCCCAACUUCAACUCCCGUUUCCCCUGUAUCUCAGAAGCGUACAAGCAUCAGGAAGGCCUCUGCGGAUUCCGUGCAUAACCCAGUCCCUGCACCCCCUGCUCGUAGAAGCUCUCAGAUCAGUUUGUCGUCUGUCGGUCCACCUAACAAAAAACCCAGUAUUGAUUCGGUUAUGAGUCGCGAUAUUAUCUCUCAUGAUGAUGAUAUAAAUUUCCCCGUGCCCGCUGGUAUUUCCGAGGAGCCGGAAUCAAUCCGGUUGGUGGAAGAAGCCGAUAUCACAGAUGAAGAACUCGCAGAUGAAGAGUUCUCACCUGAAGGUUCUGAAGAACACGUGGAAGUUCAUGAAGCAGUUGAUCCUCUCGAACCCCCUCAACCCCCCGUCGUGGUGCCCGAUUCGCCUUAUACAAAGGCCUCGUUCUCGGACAUAGAGCCAGUCCACGUACCGCCGAAAGCUGCAUCUCCCGUCAACGAACUCAAACUUUCCUCUUCUCCUAAGAAUGAGUUGGAUCAUGAAGAACCUGCUCCGCCUCCACCUCCACGACGAUCAAUGCCUCCACCGCCUCGUGUGCUUUCCGACCCAAUUCAACAUGAGCAAGAGGAGAGACAGUUUCCGUCUCAGAGUGAAGUACCUUCAGAGCCACCUCGUCGAUUGCCCCCUCGUCCUGUUCUUGAAGACGACGGAGAAAUGAGUGACGCUCCCCUCCCGCAUCCAAAUCGACUUUCUGUUCCUCCGCCUCCGCCUCCUCAACCCCUAGUAGAGGAAGGUCAAAUAAGUGACGAUGAGCCGAAACCCAUUCCUUUCUCGCGUCCGGUGAGGUUUGUUCCUUUGCCUGUUCAUAGUGGCGUGGAGGAAGACGUUGAAUCGGAAGAAAAGGAGGAGGCAACUGAGCUCGAGCGGUCUCCAGAAGAAAUUCUACCAACGCCACCCAGGCGUCCACCGUCUCCUCCGGAGCAAAUUUCUGUACAAGAAAAACCUCUUUUUGUUCCUCCUCCACCACCUCCCAAGAUUCUGCCGACAGCUCCGCGCCGGGGUUCGACUGAGGUGAAAAAAGCUGAGCUAUCGCCUACUCUGGAACGUCGAUCUGCGGUAUCCAACGUCCAGCUGGGAAGAGCGGAAAUUCUGGAUGAAGAGGAAGGCGAUCCUAUCGAUCCGUCCUUCUACAGCCCUCCAGGUCGUCAGACAUCAAUUACAGCAGUAGCACCAGACACUCCGGAACUUGAGCAGGCACCGGCUGAAGACGAGGAGCAAGCUCGAAGGCGAACAAUUGCUGAGAGAAUGGCGAAACUUGGAGGUCUUAAAUUUGGAGCGGCACCUAUUCCCAUGAACCGACCUGCGCCAAAUAAGCGUCGGGCUUCCGAAGAAUCGACACAAAAGGAAGCAGACGCUGAAGAGACUGACGAAGGUAAGAUUGAACUAAAUGAGGAGGAAGAGGAAAGAGCAAGAAAGGAGCGUAUUGCCACAAAAUUGGCCAGUAUGGGUGGUAUGCGUAUUGGAAUGCAACCUUAUGGUAUGUUUUCUGGUCAGGCACCAUCCACACAGCCAAAGCCUGUUACUUCAUCACCAGAAAGGGAGACUUUGCAUGCGCACCCGGCUCCUCGCCAUGCUGCCCCGCCUCCACCUCCACCACAUGAAAUUGAUUCAGAGCACGAGAGUGUAGCCACCUCUGAUGAAGGUGUAAAGAUUGAAGCCGAAGAGAGUGAAAUGGAGGAGGUGAACUACGAAGAUGCGAACGAAGAACAAGAUGAGAUACCUCCUCCCCUUCCUACAAGAGAAGGAAGACACACAUCUGCUCGGCACGUGCCUCCUGGUCGACCUCCGGUGCCCACCGUUUUACCUUCUCGCAAGGCCAGUAUUCAGUCUACAACCUCGCAAAGAUCAGAUGAUACUGCUUUUGUCCCAACUCCCGGAAAGUCGUCUAGCUCACACCAAUUACCCCCGUCUACCUCUGAUUACGUCAUGGUCGAGGGAGAGGAAGAAGAGGAACUACCUCCGCCUCCACCUCCGAGGGCUGGGCGUCCUGUGCCACCUAGAGCUGCUCCAUUGCCUCCGGCCUCCGAUAUUCCACCUUCCGAGAGCAUCUCUUCGCAAUGGGAGAUGCCUUCGAUUCCGAGUCUCGACUUCGGUGGGAAUACUGAUUUGUCGUUAUCUUGGACAGAUGACAUGGCCUUGUCAACUUCGGCAGCUCAGCCAUCUCCCGAUAUUCCUGCAAUUCAUUCCACUCAAGUGACUACUACCGCAGCUGCUGACUUGGUACUAAACUCGGAUGAUUUGGUAGCAGUUUGGGGUCGCGUGGGAGUGCAAGUAUGCGAAGUUGCAACCACAUUAUUUGAAAAGUCCAAGAAGGUACUCAUCGGAGACGGAACGUACCAGGGAUUUAUCGACGCCACUUUGAGAGAAGUACCAAACGCUGCUCCGAUGACUGGACAGGAAUAUGGCUAUCUGGUGUAUAUGCAGUCAGGAGCCUCGGUACAGAAGAGAGCUAGUGAAAUACUGCCAGGAGAUAUAGCUUGGAUGCACGAAGCGAAGUUCAAAGGACAUAAAGGUCUACAGACUUACAGCCAAAGUGUGGGCUCAGAGGUGCCACUUGUCGGAGUAGUUGGUGAGUUUGAGGCAAAGAAGUUCAAGAUACGUGUGUUUCAGGCGAACCAACACGUAGGCCAGCAAACAGUGGAGAUUGUCAGCUAUCGAUUGGAAGAUUUGAAGAGUGGACAGGUCAAAAUAUUCCGUGUACUCGAAGCUUGAAACGUCACGUAAAAAGUCACUGUAAUUCUCAGCUCUGAAUUUAAUCGUUCUUGUUUACGGACCUUUGAAAACUCUGGAUAUACUCAGUCUACAAAACAGCGAUUGUCAUGAGUAGUCAUACCCGUGACAGUGUUGAUGCAACCAUUGAACCUUUGAAAUUGAAGGAGAGACGUCUAACGAACGAAAAUAUACGUAUACACCAUUCA
Messenger RNA from Lentinula edodes (shiitake mushroom), 4488 nucleotides. RefSeq lists its product as uncharacterized. Gene Ontology annotation, biological process: actin filament polymerization. Lineage: Eukaryota; Fungi; Basidiomycota; Agaricomycetes; Agaricales; Omphalotaceae. Bases 83 to 4282 code for a protein of 1399 amino acids. Gene Ontology annotation, molecular function: microtubule binding; actin binding. Gene Ontology annotation, cellular component: cytoplasm; actin filament. The transcript is spliced from 4 exons. The record is from RefSeq and is a predicted model, not a curated record.